UGAGAUACCUUUAUUUUGAAAUAUUACAGUGUUGACGUCACGUGUCUGUUAAGCGUUCAGCUUUUCAAAAUAAAACCAGGAAACUUAGUGCGCAUGUCAGCGCUCUGACGGUCAUGACCAUGAACGGUCAUGUCGAUGUGACGUCACUUCCUGAAUCAAUUUCCUCUUCCGCCGCGGCGGCAGAUGAUCGAUACUGAUCAGGAUCAUCGAUCAGCUGAGAGACGGGCUGCGGCGUGGCGGGAAACAUCUGUCAGCCCGCGUCCUGCCUCAUGGCGACAGCACACUCAAACCUGGGAGGGUCCAUCGAGUCCAGUUUGCAGUCUCAGGACUCUGUGAGGUCUGACGAGUCCAGGGUGAGGUCGACGGGCCCCAUGGGAUCAUGGGAGUCUGAGCUGACCUCCAUCCAGCACGCCUUGAAGUUCGUGUUGGCGCUGAAGGACGAGUUCGUUUGUCCUGUCUGCAGAGGAGUCGUCCUCAACCCUCAGCAGAACUCCUGUGGACACAUCUACUGCUUCCACUGUCUGCAAGGCCUGCUGGAGACGUCGCCACCAUCCGGUCCAGUUUGUCCGGUGGACGGCGCCGUGGUCACACCAGCUGAGGUGUUCCAGGAUAACUGCUGUAAACGUGAGAUCUCUAAUCUGGAGGUGUACUGUACCAACUUCCCAGCAUGCACCUCAGUGGUGACGCUGCACCGCCUGCAGGACCACCUGAGCUCGUGUCCGUACGAGCAGGUGCAGUGCUUCAAUGUGGGCUGCAGGGCGGCGCUACAGAGGAGACACCUGCAGGAACACCUGAGCAGCACCUGUCCUCACCGCACAGAGCCCUGCCCACACUGCCAGCAGCCACUCCCACUCAGCCUCAUCCAGGACCACGUGCUGACCUCCUGUCCUGACGUGGAGGUCCACUGUCCCAGCUGCUCACAGAAGCUUCCCAGACACAAGCUGAAGGAGCACAGAGACUCGUGUCCUGAGGUUCAGGUCAGCUGUUCCUAUCAGAGGUUUGGCUGCUGCGUGCAGGGUCAGAGAGCGAGAGUGAAGCUGCAUGAAGACGCUGCCGUCAACCAUCACAUGCUGCUGGUCCUGAAGAGCAACACUCACCUGGAGCAACAGGUGGAGGUUCUCCAGGAGGAGGCGCUGCAGAGGCAGCAGGAGGUCCAGACGGACGGUUCGCUGCUCGACGGUCUGCAGCAGGAAGUCAGACCGCUGCUGCAACAGACGAGCAACCAUGAACGCAUCAUCUGCACAGCUCAGAGGACUCUGAGCAGGCAUGAGGACGUCCUGUCCACUGUCCAGCUGGAGGUCCAGCAGGUGUCUCGGGCACUCGGUCCUGGUCUGGAGGAGCUGGAGCAGCUCAGGAAGUCUCUGGACGCUGUGAUCCAGGAGGUGUCGGAAACCGAGGCGCUGAAAGAACACCUGGGAACGUUGGAGGAGAACCUGAAGCGCCACUCGGGUCUCCUGGAUCUGCACGCCGCUCAGCUCCAUCGUAACAAGCAGCACCUGCAGGAGCUCGAGGCCACAUCGUACGACGGCAGGCUGAUCUGGAAGAUCGACGACUUCAGCAGAAGGAGGGACGCUGAGGUCAGAGGUCAGCCGCCGAGUCUGAGCAGCGUGCCCUUCCACACCGGACGCUGCGGCUACAAGAUGGCCGCCAAAGUCUACCUGAACGGGGACGGGGAAGGAAGAGGGACACACCUGUCCCUGUACGUCGUCCUCAUGCCGGGAGACUUCGAUGCUCUGCUGCCGUGGCCUUUCAGACAGACCGUGUCUCUGUCUGUUCUGGACCAAAGCGGUGCUGCUAACCACCGCAGUCUCAGCUUCAAACCCGACCCGACGUCCAAAAGCUUCCAGCGACCUGGCGCCGAGUCCGUCAGCAACAUCGCUGUCGGGUUUUCCUGCUUCAUUCCCCUGGACAAGCUGGAAACUCCGCACAACGCCACGUAUGUCAGCGAUGACACGCUGUUCGUCAAAGUGAAGGUGGACACGGCCGGUCUACAGCAGCUGUGACGGUCCGUCCACUCUUACCGUACGCGGAGCCGAGUCUUCACCUCGUCCGGGACAAGUUCACGAGACAAACGGACAAAACUACUGAUUGUUACAUUACAACAUGUUUUAGGAUCAUCUCAGGGUGGACAGAGGACAGGUGGACAGAGGAACAGAGGACAGGUGGACAGAGGACAGAUGUACAGGUGGACAAAAGGACAGGGGGACAGGUGGACAGAUGUACAGGUGGACAGAGGACAGAUGGACAGAGGAACAGAGGACAGGUGGACAAAAGGACAGGUGGACAGAGGACAGAUGUACAGGUGGACAGAGGACAGAUGUACAGGUGGACAAAAGGACAGGUGGACAGAUGUACAGGAGGACAAAAGGACAGGUGGACAGAUGGACAAAGGACAGAUGGACAAAGGACAAAAGGACAGGAGGACAAAAGGACAGGUGGACAGAGGACAGAUGUACAGAGGCCAGGUGGACAGAGGACAGAUGUACAGGAGGACAGGUGGACAGAGGACAGGAGGACAGGGGACAGGUGCAGACUUGAAUUAUCUGACAGAGUUUCAGGUUAUUUUGAUGAUGCUGAUUUCUUUCUAAAUUCACGAGGCAGCUUGUUUGACUACUGAAGACAUUUCACUGUGUACGUCCUGUAGCAGUACUUUGAGUUCAGAUACUUCUGUCAGUACUCUGUGUACUUGUAUGUAUUUAUGUAUUCACCUCAACUCUUCAGCUCCAGCAGCUUCCUCAGCCGCCAGCGUGUGAUUGGUCGUUCCUGACAAGGUGAACGAGGUACGACUCAGGAAACUGAAAUAAAGUUUAAUUCUGAAA
Molecule: messenger RNA, 2819 nt
Organism: Larimichthys crocea (large yellow croaker)
Lineage: Eukaryota; Metazoa; Chordata; Actinopteri; Sciaenidae
Gene: traf5
Product: Tnf receptor-associated factor 5
Exons: 11
Coding region: 270-2003 (577 amino acids)
Biological process (GO): regulation of canonical NF-kappaB signal transduction; regulation of apoptotic process; signal transduction
Cellular component (GO): cytoplasmic side of plasma membrane; plasma membrane signaling receptor complex
Molecular function (GO): thioesterase binding; tumor necrosis factor receptor binding; zinc ion binding
Source: RefSeq, a predicted model, not a curated record